Neogale vison (American mink) is the source of this 4513-nucleotide messenger RNA. RefSeq names its product eukaryotic translation initiation factor 1A X-linked (gene EIF1AX). The record is from RefSeq and is a predicted model, not a curated record. The transcript is spliced from 7 exons. Gene Ontology annotation, biological process: translational initiation. Gene Ontology annotation, cellular component: cytoplasm. Gene Ontology annotation, molecular function: translation initiation factor activity; RNA binding. Lineage: Eukaryota; Metazoa; Chordata; Mammalia; Carnivora; Mustelidae. The coding region runs from base 231 to 665 and encodes 144 amino acids.
GCGGCGACGCCAUUUGCUGCGGCUGAACGUGAGCGCCGGCGGAUCUCGGAAGAACUCGGUCGCGAGAGUCUCCCGCGCACGCGACCCGGCCUCUUUUGCCUGCUUGGUACCGCGGGGUGCCACGCGUCGCCCCUGGGCCCCCUCGGAGAAGUCGCCGCUGCCGCCGCCGCCGCCGCCACCACCACCCCCAGGAUAGGAGUCGGAAACGCCGGGAGGCUUCCGUCACCGCCAUGCCCAAGAAUAAAGGUAAAGGAGGUAAAAAUAGACGUAGAGGUAAGAAUGAGAAUGAAUCUGAAAAAAGAGAGUUGGUGUUCAAAGAAGAUGGACAAGAGUAUGCUCAAGUAAUCAAAAUGUUGGGAAAUGGACGAUUAGAAGCGAUGUGUUUUGAUGGUGUAAAGAGGUUAUGUCACAUCAGAGGGAAAUUGAGAAAAAAGGUUUGGAUAAAUACUUCAGACAUUAUAUUGGUUGGUCUCCGAGACUACCAGGAUAAUAAAGCCGAUGUAAUUUUAAAAUACAAUGCAGAUGAAGCUAGAAGUCUGAAGGCAUAUGGCGAGCUUCCAGAGCAUGCUAAAAUCAAUGAAACUGAUACAUUUGGUCCUGGAGAUGAUGAUGAAAUUCAGUUCGAUGACAUUGGAGAUGAUGAUGAAGACAUCGAUGAUAUCUAAAUUGAAUUCAACAUUUUACAUUCCAAUUUCUCUGAGGAUUGUUCCCACAAUUUGGAUUUUGGCUGUGACCUGUUAAAGAAGAUUAAAAUUUCAUUAGCAUGAAUACAGUUUGUUAAAGCAGACUGAUUUGUUUCUAAGGUAUUUCUUUAAAAACUGGUAAUGCUGAACUCUCUUAAGUGAAAAGUUAAGCCCCCUUUGUUCUUUUGAUGUUUUGGAGCUUAUGGGUAAAAGACCACAUCUACUAUUUUUAAAAAGUGGGGGGAAAUGCAUUACUCCUUUUCCUACUUUGGCCUCUUCCCAUAAGAAAAUGAAUCUUUUGAAUAAACCAUUUGCCCUACACUCAUGGAUUAUGAUUAAGCCCUAACUUUGACUAGCCUGUCGACUGUUCAGUCACUUUCUGUAUAUUCCAGUUACUUCGAUGUUCCCUUGAGAUUUUGAUACAAUUUAAAGGAAGCAGAACUCUGCAUUUGAAGUAAAAAAUGAUUAGAUCAGUUUUUCAUAUUUAAGUAGCAUGUGGCUAUUUUUGUACUAAUUUUGAUAUCAUGUACAUUGUUUUCAUGAUCUUAUUUUGCCACUAUAAAUGUAUCAACAAAAAAGCAUUUCCAAAAUGGAGGUUUUAGAACCUAGGUUUUAAUAGCGAUUUUUAAUUUGUAAGGUUAGUAGUUAUAGGAAUUGAACAGUAGGUGGCACCCAGUUAUCCUGACAUUGAAACGUUGCUAUAGUUGUCAGUUUUUUUUUUUUCUUACUGUGCAUAGGAAAUUUCCCAAACAAGAAGACUGUUUUGAUCAUAUGCAUGUAUGUAGAAUAUUUUUAAAGAACAAAAAUAUUGUUAAAAGUGUCAUUCUAUUUCAGACGUCAUAUACAUAUAAGCUACAAUUUUGAGUGGUUUAUAAACUCUUGAAUUAUGUAUAAAUGAAAAUUUAAUUUCCUAACAAUUGUACAAUUUAAGCCUUUUUCAGACUAUCCCUAAGCUGUAAAAAGAGAAGGGAAUAACAAUUUACUGAAAAGAUGGUUUCUCAUUUCUAAAUGGAAGUACAGCUGAGAAAUAAAGACAGUGUCAUGCUGCAGAGUAUAUUAUACCCUUACUUUGUGUUUAGGAUAUAUUUUAUUGUGUGUAAAGAUUUGUUUUGCUUAUAUUUUAUUGGGAAUUUGGAUUUUUCCCUUACUCAGUUUUUGUUCUCAACUCUACCAAGAUGAAACUAAGGGCGGGGCUAUUUAGACCUCACUAGCCACAUUGAAAUCUUAAGCAAUGAAGAGUUCCAUCAUUAAGGUUGUGAAGCUUUUAUUCUGCCGGUCUCCAGAGAUGUUUUCAAUGACGAAAAGUACUACAAAGGGAAAUAAACCUUCAUGUGGCUUCAAAAAAUAAGCAAAUCUUCUCUAAUCUCAUGUUUAUUUGUAAGUGUGCAAACUCUGGAAUCAGAACCUGAGGUACGAUAAAACAUUAAAUCAGAGAAUAGAAAUGAGUAGACAGUUGGAAUUCAUGUUUCUUAUUCUCUGGAGUUCUGAAGACUUACCUAGGUGGAAUGCAUCCGAGUCCAUGGGCUGGUUUUUAAGACUUGUAAGAAACUAGCCUUGAAAAAUCAACUUAGUGAUUAUCUUCAUCAAAAUCUAAACUUCCUAAGAUAUUUAGGCUUCUGUAUAAAAAGUGUUUUACUAAAUUUGUGGUGUAUAUGUAGAUCCUUUUCCCCUGUUGUUUUACCAAGAAUGUUGUAACUCUGUGUCUGUGGUACAGUUCUUGGUAGGGAUGGUACAACUCACACAUUACUUUGUCUACUUACCUCCUCUAACAAAUAUGGUUUGUCCAAAGAGUCUGAAAAUUGCAAGUAUGGCCCCCAUUCAUGUGGGUGUUAGUGACAGUUUUUUUCCUUGCCUAUGUAGUAAGAGCUUAAUCUAGUGCCAUUGCAUCCUGGAAAAUCUCAAAUCAUAAUGAUUAUGAAAUGGUAAAGUUCUAGGUCAUUUGCAACACUCCUUGGAGGGACUGUUUUACUAACUUUAAUGUGAAAUUUGUAUAGUUUCAUUGAUUACAUUUCAAAUGAGAAAUGGAAGUGGUCCUUAGUUGGUGUUUUUUGUUUUGUUUUGUUUUUUGGUGUGUGUAUGUGUGUUUUUCUGUUGAGUUUUUGUUUAAGGUUUUUGUUCUGUGGUUUUUUUGUUGUUUUGGGGUUUUUUUUUUUUUUUUUGGCUUUGGGGUUUCUUUGAUUAUAUUCUUUGAUUUCGAUAACACAAGGCUAUGAGGUAUGCCCUGAAAGAAAAUAAAAUGUUUGAAAUCCAAGAAUAAUUGUUCUUCCUGCUAAGCAGGUUUAGUAAUUAUUACUAAUGAAUUUGAUGGGCUUGCAUUUUUCAUGCAGUGUUGAUUCUACUUCCAGUUAGAGUAUAAAUAAAUUGUAUUACUAAGGUGGCUCAAAAACCAAACCAAGCAUUUGUGUGAAAAAAUACUUGCCAAGAUUUAAUUGCUUGACUGUUGAAUCUUUUCUGAACUUCCAGCCUCUUAAGAGACCACCUCUUAAGGAUCCUGUAAACUAUGCAUGAUGAAAAUUCUUGUAUUUUAUUAAGGAAUGGCCAUUGGUUUACUCACCACAGUUACAGAAUCAUGGCUGUGAAUAUAGUUGGUUGCAAAACUCCUUGUGACUUGUAGUUUAACUUAAUCUCAUCUAUCUUUUGUAAAUAACUAAAUUAUAGGAUGGUGAAUAACAUCUUUAGUAGAUAUAAACUGUCAGUACUGACUUCAGAACAACAGAGUAAUCAAGUUAGGUAAAAGCAUGUUUGAAAUAAAAAUAGCUAUCUGGAUUUAUACUUUAUUUCCUACAGAUUUUAAAGUAGCCAGUAUUAACUGUAGCUUGACAGCAUCAAAAUGAAAGUGAGGUUCUUUAUGUUACUUGUCCUAACAAUUAAGACUCAUAUUGGUAGGAGAUGUUUAGAUCUUUAUCCUGCUUCGCAAAAGGAGUUUCAUUUAUACUGUUUGGACUCCCAUGAACUUUUACACACCACUUUUGUGUUUUUGAUUUACCAUAAGCUGUCGUUCUUUUUAUCCUUGCUUAUUUCUUCCUACUCAGAAAAGAACAAAAUAUUCAUACUACAGCUGCGUUGAGAUAACUCCUCAGGUACAGAGUGAACAACCAAGGAAUUUGGAAAGUAUUGGAGUGGGUCUUCUCUCCCCCCACAGCUGCUGGGAACUUUGGAGGCAGUGUGAUAGAGGGUGAAGAGAGCAUGGGCCCUGUGGUCAGGAGGCCUAUGCCCCAACCCCCACUUUGCUCUUAACCUGCAGGUGACCACGGGCACCUUCUCUCACUUGUGUGAAUUCCAGGCUCCUUACCGUAAGAAUGGAGGUGAUGAGAAUAGUACCUACAGAAUUGGCGGGGGACUAAUUACGUCUCCGUGUGUGUAUUGCACCCAGUGCAGUGUCUGCUGCUUUUCACUCAGUACCCAGGACUGUAUAAGAUCAAAUAUGCACAUCUUUUAUAUUCUCUAUUUACCAUUUCACUUACCGUCUUUAGUUCCUAUAAUAAAAGAAACUUGUAGAAUAUAUAUAUUCAUACAUUCGUGUUGAUACAGUAUUUAAAAUAAUUGUUACCACCCUCAUUUAAUUCAGCAUUAGACUUAACAAGUCUCUAAAUUGCUUAAAGAUGGAUGUUUUGCAAAAUACCAACUACUCUAUAUUUCUUUAGAGAAAGUUUGUAGUUAUUAAUAUUGAUAGCUCUGGUCAUAUUUCGUUUCUUAAGUCUAAUGAGUCCUUUUACUAUAUAGAUUCAUGACAGCUAAUUAGUAUUGACUGGUUUGGAGGUUUGGACUUAUGUAAAAAAGAUGGAUGCAAACUAUUACAAUUAGAAAAUAAAAUAUGAAUUAACUUUUAA